UAUAUUAUGAAACUAUUUGUAUUCCUUGGCUUGCUUUCAGUCGCCCUUGGGUUCACUUGGGUCAAGACUAGUAGGGAGUCGGUUAGGUGACUUCAGAGGGAGGAUAGGAAGUUGUGUGCCUAUGGGCUGAAUCCGGAGGCUUGGAGAGUGUGCUGUGAUUUUGAAGAUGAGUUUGAACUCUGUGGAAAUAAGAACGGAGCUAUAUGUUCAGAUGAGUUGGAGAAGCUAGGAGAGAAAGAAGGCUAUGCACUCGCGAUACCUUCUGAGGAAUGUAAAACCACACAGUUCACUGUCAAAGGAAAAGGAGCUGAUGCUAUAUCAAUCAACAUCAGCUAUGUUCCUCCAGAUUUGGUUUGCGUUCUACAAGUUAAGAACAGAGGAUCUUACUCAUCAAGCCUCAGAAUCAUUGAAGACGAGUAUACCAAUAUUGAUGCUUUCGUUUAUGAAACAAAUUUGCAUAAUGAGUUCCUUGAGAAGAGAGGUGAUUUCAGUUCAUCAGAAACCGUCAGCCCUGUCGGCGAUCUGAGGGACUUUCACACCUGGUACGACAACACUUCAGUGGUGGUAGUGCUAGCCAAGAACAAGAGCAAGGGCCAUGGGGUUUUCAAGGCGUUAAUCCAUCCCUUGCCAGCCCCUGAGGAAGAUAUUGAGCAUAUUCACGAUUAUGUCAAAGAACAAAGAUUUUAUAGGACGAUGUUCUUCCUUGGACUUGGAGCUUUUAUGUUUUUAAUUUGUGUUGCUCCUCUUUUGUGCCCAGAUGGGAAGAGAAGAAAAUCAGAGAGGUUACUUGAUAAUGCAGAAAAGGUUAGGUAUUGUGGUCCAAAUAAUCGUCAAGUUCAAAAUUAUAUCUUUCCUCAACAACAACUCUUAGAAAAAGUUGAUGAUGAAAUCCAAAAGCCUAAUCUAAUCGGCACCAACGAACUUGGAGAAUGAGGAUAUAAAAUGAUAUCUCCUCAAACCUAACUCUCAACCACAAUAUCUGAACAAAAUCAAAGGCCAGCUCUCUCCCCUCAAGACCAUAAACCCCUUAAAUUUUGUUCUUAAGCCUCAUUGCCCCUAACCCUACCUCUCUUCCUCC
Moneuplotes crassus is the source of this 1078-nucleotide messenger RNA. The record is from the annotation of a GenBank genome assembly. NCBI's taxonomy places the organism in Eukaryota, Ciliophora, Spirotrichea, Euplotida, Euplotidae.